GCCAGGGCUGUUUCUCUAUAAAAGGGGGGAGAAAGCGGUUCCGGAGCCAUCACAGACUUGGAGGGGACAGUCUGUGACCAAGGCGGCUGCACCCUCUCCUCUGCAUCUGACUCCCUGGUCAAGUAUGAAACUUGUCCUCUCUACUGUGCUGUCCUUCGGGAUAGUGGCUCUGUCUUUUGCUGCACCUCCCAAGACAACCAUCAGAUGGUGCACAAUAUCCUCACCAGAACAGAAGAAAUGCAAUGACCUAAAGGACCGCAUGCAACAAGAGAGCACUGGAUUGUCUUGUGUGCAGAAAACAACAUAUUUGGACUGUAUAACGGCCAUUGCGAGAAAUGAAACAGAUGCCAUUAGCUUGGAUGGUGGUCAAAUUUUUGAGGCAGGCCUUGGACCCUACAAACUAAAGCCCAUUGCUGCUGAAGUCUAUGAAGGAGCUCAAGGAUCCACAACCAACUACUAUGCUGUGGCUGUUGUGAAGAAAGGAACAGACUUCACAAUAAAUGACUUGAAAGGCAAGACUUCCUGCCACACAGGCCUGGGCAGGUCUGCUGGCUGGAAUAUUCCCAUCGGAACACUAAUCCGCCGGGGAGACAUUCCAUGGGAUGGCAUAGACUCAGGCUCGAUUGAGCAAGAGGUAGCUAAGUUUUUCUCUGCCAGCUGCGUGCCUGGUGCCACUGAAAAAAACCUGUGCCGUCAGUGCAAGGGGGACCCUAAAACCAAAUGUGCCCGUGCAGCACCUUACUCUGGAUAUUCUGGGGCUUUUCAUUGUCUGAAAGAUGGAAAUGGAGAAGUAGCUUUUGUAAAACACACAACUGUUGAAGAAAAUGCCGCAAAGGAGAAGGAUAAGUACGAGUUGCUGUGUUUGGAUGGCACCCGGCAGCCUGUGGACAACUAUAAAGCCUGCCACUGGGCCAGGGUCCCUGCUCAUGCUGUUGUGGCUCGAGACGAUAGCAAGGUUGAAGAAAUCUGGACUUUUCUCUCAAAAGCACAGGAAAAAUUUGGUGCUGGCACAACCAGUGACUUCCAUCUCUUUGGGACGUUUGAGAAGAAGGACCCACACUUCAAAGACUUGCUUUUUAAAGACUCUGCUAUAAAGUUGAAGAAAAUCCCAUCACUGAUGGAUUCCCAGCUCUAUCUAGGCUUUGAGUAUUACAGUGCCAUUCAAAACCUCAGGAAGGAGCUAAUGAGUUCUACCCCCAAGAGAAACAAGGUACAGUGGUGUGCAGUGGGUAAGGAGGAGAAGAGCAAAUGUGACCGCUGGAGUGUGGUGAGCAAUGGGGAGGUGGAGUGUGCUGUGGGAGACAACACAAAGGAGUGCAUUAUUAAGAUUAUGAAAGGUGAAGCAGAUGCUAUUAGCCUAGAUGGAGGUUUUGUCUACACAGCUGGGGUGUGUGGCUUGGUGCCAGUGAUGGGAGAAAACUAUGAAGAUGAAAUUCAGUGCAGCAAAGCAGUGGAACCAGCAUCUUACUUUGCUGUGGCUGUUGUGAAGAAAUCUGACAAGGAUAUCACAUGGAAUAAUCUGCAGGGCAAGAAAUCAUGCCAUACAGCUGUUGGGAGAACUGCUGGCUGGAACAUUCCAAUGGGCUUGAUUCACAACAGAACUGGGAGUUGCAAUUUUGAUGAAUACUUCAGUGAGGGCUGUGCUCCUGGGUCUCCUCCUGGCUCCCGACUUUGCAAACUAUGCCAGGGAUCAGGUGGGAUCCCACCAGAGAAGUGUGUUGCCAGCAGCCUUGAGAGAUACUAUGGAUAUGCGGGAGCUUUCCGAUGCCUAGUCGAGCAGGGGGAUGUGGCCUUUAUUAAGCAUUCAAUUGUCGAGGAAAACACUAAUGGCAAAAAUAAAGAAGAGUGGGCCAAAAAUUUGAAAAUGGACCAAUUUGAGCUGCUGUGCCCUGAUGGGCGACGGGCAAAUAUCAUGGAUUACAGUUCCUGCCACCUGGCAAAAGUUCCUACCCAUGCUGUGAUCUCACGUCCUGAGAAAACAAGUAAAAUCCGUGAGCUGCUGGAGAGACAAGAGAAAUUAUUUGGAGAAAAAGGAACUGAAAAAGAGAGGUUCAUGAUGUUUAAGUCUCGGACCAAGGAUCUUCUGUUUAAAGACUUGACCAAGUGUCUGGUUAAACUCCGUGAAGGAAUAACGUACAGGGAAUUCCUGGGAGAUGAAUACUAUUCCUCAGUUGCUAGUCUCAAUACUUGCAAUCCAUCAGAUCUCCUCCAGAUGUGCACCUUCCUUGAGGACUACCAAGGCCCAGCGCCACGUGUGCGGGCGGCCAUGGCGGCGGGUGGACUGGAGCCGUACCUGGACUCGCUGCGGCGGGAGCUGCGGGCCCCUGACCCCGCUGUCCUCUCCGUCCUCCUGGCGCUGCUCGCUGUGGCCCUCACGCUGCUGAUCUGGAGGUUCAUCCAGGGCAGGAAGAGCAGCCGGAAGGCGGUGCUGCUGCUGGGCCUUUGCGAUGCCGGGAAAACACUGCUUUUCGCCAGGCUGUUGACAGGCAAGUACCGAGACACCCAGACCUCUAUAACCGAUAGUUCUGCUGUUUACAGAGUCAGCAACGGCAAGAGUGCUAAUGUGACCUUGAUCGACCUCCCAGGCCAUAAGAGUUUACGGCCUCAGUUCUUGGAGAGGUUCAAGGCUGCAGCCAGAGCAAUCGUGUUUGUGGUGGACAGCGUGGCAUUCCAGCGGGAGGUGAAGGAUGUGGCAGAGUUCCUGUACCAGGUCCUGGUCGAUAGCACCAUCCUCAAAAAUGCGCCUGCAUUGCUGAUUGCUUGCAAUAAGCAAGAUGUCACAAUGGCAAAGUCAGCAAAACUUAUUCAACAGCAACUGGAGAAAGAGCUCAACACCUUACGAGUGACUCGCUCUGCAGCCCCCACCAGUUUGGAUGGCUCAGCUGCUGGGGGCUCCACUCAGCUAGGCAAAAAGGGCAAGGAUUUUGACUUCUCCCAGCUGCCCAUGAAGGUGGAGUUCGUGGAGUGCAGCGCCCGGGGCAGCAAGGGAGAGGAUGGAGACGCUGACUUCGAGGACCUUGAGAAAUGGCUGGCCAAGAUCGCCUGAGUGGAGGAAGGCAGGUCCACACAGAGAUAGGGAGAUGGGGGGUGUGGGGACACUGGGGGAUUGAGAAGAACAGGAUGGGUUUGAGAUACUCAAAUCUCACCUUCCCAUAGAGGAAAUGUAACCUAGAAACCAGUGCUGCAGUAUCUGCCUCCAUUGCUCAUGGGCCUGGGAGCAAUAUAACAUAAUUGCUGAUGUGAUUUCAUCUCAGUGUCUCCAUUACACUGCAACCUUGUUUUACUCUCCUCUCUUUCUCUGAGAUCUGGCCCUCUGGACUUUGAUCGCUUGAAGUCUUUUGGCUUUUAGUUUGACAGUUGCAAAGCAAAUUAGGAAGGAAUGCACUGUCCAUGGAGUCUUUUGGAGACUGGACUCUGCAUGUCCUGUUCUGCCUCAGUUUAGCAUUGCAGCCCUAUUACCUCUUGGAGCUACUGAUCACUACCUGGUCCAUACUUCUUUCUCCAGUCUCUUGCUGGUUGAGAAUACUGCACAUAUCAUCUGUGCUGCCCUGGCAAAGUGCAUAGAGCAGCUUUCUGCUGGGCAAGCAUUGAGAGUAUAAAAGCUAUUUUUCUGUGUCUCCUCCCUCUUUGUUCUAAAUUUGUGCGGUUAUUGUAUACCAAAAGCAGACUGGCUGUGCUGCCUGUCUUUCGGUCUUUCCCUCCAUAUGUUAAGCUCUGCCCCCAUAGACAUGUAUGCACACUUUUCUAAGUUGUAGAGGUAUAGUAGAUAGCUUAGAAUGAUGGGGGAAGAUGCAUCCAUAUUCAUAUUCAUAGCUUCAAUUUGAGUGAGAUCUAUCAUGACAGGCACUUGCUGUGCAGUCACUGGAGCAGGAGACAGGCAGUGAUAGUAGUAGAGACCUUUUUUGUGUGUGAUUAGUCAGCAGUAGUGGCAAAGUGAGGGGGAAAGUCAAGGAGCUGCUUGCAAGGGAGGUUCCUCCUCCAGAGGAAGAUCCUCACUUCAGAGGAGAAAGGUGAGUUUUCCCAGUGUGUUCUUGUUUGGGGUGUUUAAAGGCAAAGCUGCUGCUGUGGAUGUGAUAUCAGCUGUUAAUCUUGCAGGAACAUUCAGAGAAUGCUUGUUAGUUGUCUAGCUGUCACAGCGGCAUGUGUGGGCUGCUCUGAGACUUGGUGGAAUGACAGAGGGGUCUGAUACAGUAUCCUUUAGACAUUCUGAGCUUCCAAAAGGUCUUUCUCUCUGCCUGCUCCUAUGCUUUGUUAGGGGUGUUGUCUAUGCAGAGGAAGAUCUUUGAGCAGCAUUGGUGCUGUUCAGGUGGAAUCAAGACCUUGAUGCAGAGCUUGGUUGAGUAUUCAGCUUCCCCUUCCAGAACAACAGCCUGAAAACAUCUUUGGAGUCACCCCGCCCAGGACCUUUGUGCUCUGAUGGAGUUCAUCUCUGUACAUCACCUGUGUAUGGAUGAUUGUUCUGCAGGGUGUGGUGCUGGGAAUUGCAAAGUCCUCUUACAUACAAGUUUUUUCUCCAUUUUUGUUUUAUCUUUUUUUUAAAAAAAAUUUGGGACGGGAAGGAGUUUAUGGCUGUUUUUUCUGUCUCUGAUUUGAUGCUUCAUUACUCAAAAUUGAUGUAUUGUGCUCUUUCUCCCUUUCUGGGCAUUCUCUACCUUCCUUUAGCAUUGCCAGAUGUUAGUUGUGAUGAGGAAAGCCUGUCUUCUGCAAACUCAUGCUCAUAAAAGAGCUGGUUUUGUAUUUCCAAUCUUGUGAAUCCUAUGGCUCUUCAGGUGCAACUGGCCCAUUCCUCAGCAGCUGAGAGAAUCAUGUUUUGGGAGCACUUGAGAAUAGCCCUGGGCAAGGGGCCCUGUCCUCCUGUAUUAGGAAGGCUGGAGGCUGAUUGAUAACAAGGAGCAAAGCUGAGGCAGAUGUUCUGAUCAAGCCUGAAGGCACCUUGUCCUUAUAGGAGGUUGUGGGGUGGAGGAUUAUAUUUAUGUAGAAUGCUAUAUGCUUGUUUCCAGCAGCCAGAGAGUUGUUGGAACAUGUUUGUCAGGCUUUGAAUUCAAUUACUGGAGCCUGUUCCUGGACCUCAUUUGAAUCCGUAAUGCUGAAGCAAGAGUAUUACUAUCUCUUUGGGUUGUUACUGUUUGCAAAGACCUGCCUCCUUGAAAAGUAGAGGCCUUUGGUAGAGUAAGAUUUAACAAGGCCCUGUUUAAGUUAUUCUUUAAUUAAAGUUAUUCCUUAAAUAAAAAUGUUUGGCUAAAA
Rhea pennata is the source of this 5244-nucleotide messenger RNA. Its product is annotated as ovotransferrin-like. Lineage: Eukaryota; Metazoa; Chordata; Aves; Rheiformes; Rheidae. Gene Ontology annotation, cellular component: early endosome; extracellular region; recycling endosome. Gene Ontology annotation, biological process: iron ion transport; antibacterial humoral response. The record is from RefSeq and is a predicted model, not a curated record. Bases 125 to 3046 code for a protein of 973 amino acids. The transcript is spliced from 25 exons.